Capsella rubella is the source of this 1768-nucleotide messenger RNA. RefSeq names its product ecotropic viral integration site 5 protein homolog. NCBI's taxonomy places the organism in Eukaryota, Viridiplantae, Streptophyta, Magnoliopsida, Brassicales, Brassicaceae. Bases 400 to 1461 code for a protein of 353 amino acids. The transcript has 9 exons. The record is from RefSeq and is a predicted model, not a curated record.
UCACUCUGAUUUUUUCCUUCCUCCUUGGCUCUCAUUUUCUCGAGGAUCACUUUCUUCAAGCGGAUGAAAAAUUCAAAGGUUUGUUACAAUUGAGUCGCACGCGUAUGUGAGUUCCCAGGUGUGAUCUCCACCGCUGUAUAUCUUUUGGUUAUCUCAAGUCAAUCCCAUCUCCAAAAUUCGUCGAAUUUGAUUCUAAUCUCGGAAAGCCCAGAGUUGAUUGUUUCAACUCCUUGGUUCAUCUUAAUUCAUCGAGGGUUUGGGUACGAGGUCUUUUGAUCUAACUACACGUUCGUUCGUUGGUUUUGAUGAUUGUUACAUUUGGCAGCUUGAUCACGAUCUUGUGAAAGGAGACUGAAAGCUUUCUAAAAUCAAUGCGAGGAGUCUCUUCAGGUUAGUAGAAUGAGUAGAAAAAGAACGGAAAACGACAGUGAAUCAGGACCAGCCACUUCUCAUGUUCCCGUGGAUAGAUUCGGGUUCCUGAAGCAAGAACAUGGCAAUUCUCCAGAGCGUUUUAGCAAGACUAGAACUACAUCAUCCACUGACCAUGACAGAGAGGAGAGAAAGGUGAGAAAAUGGAGGAAGAUGAUUGGGGUUGGUGGUAGUGACUGGAAGCAUUAUGUUAGGAGGAAACCUAAUGUUGUCAAAAGGCGUAUACGAAAAGGGAUCCCAGAUUGCUUACGUGGUCUUGUUUGGCAGUUGAUCUCAGGAAGUAGGGACCUUUUGCUUAUGAAUCCUGGUGUUUAUGAGCAAUUGGUGAUUUAUGAAACAUCGGCAUCAGAACUUGAUAUCAUUCGAGACAUAUCCCGUACUUUCCCAUCACAUGUUUUCUUUCAGAAGAGGCAUGGACCUGGCCAAAGAUCUUUAUACAAUAUCCUUAAGGCGUACUCGGUUUAUGACAGAGAUGUUGGAUAUGUUCAGGGGAUGGGGUUUAUAGCCGGUUUGUUGCUUCUUUAUAUGAGCGAAGAAGAUGCCUUCUGGUUAUUAGUUGCAUUACUAAAAGGAGCUGUUCAUGCUCCAAUGGAAGGACUGUAUCAUGCAGGGCUUCCUCUUGUACAGCAAUACCUGUUUCAGUUAGAAAGCUUGGUAAAAGAGCUAAUUCCAAAGCUCGGAGAACAUUUUACUCAAGAAAUGAUCAAUCCGAGUAUGUAUGCAAGUCAAUGGUUCAUCACCGUCUUCUCUUAUUCAUUUCCUUUUCCUUUGGCUCUACGGAUAUGGGAUGUCUUUCUCUCCGAGGGUGUUAAAAUCGUGUUCAAAGUCGGCUUAGCAUUGUUGAAGUAUUGCCAAGAUGAGUUGGUAAAAUUACCAUUUGAAAAAUUAAUACAUGCUCUGAAAAAUUUCCCGGAUGAUGCAAUGAAUCCGGAUACCUUGCUUCCAUUGGCUUAUUCUAUAAAGGUAUCAAAGCGCUUGGAAGAACUGAAACUGGACUAUGAGAAGACUAACGCCAAACCGGUUCAACCAUAGAAGGACUGGUGGUUGUAAUGAACUGAACCAGACGAUUGGAUUCGGAUUCUUUUCUCAUCCCUAUCUUUUAUAUUUUUGGCUGGAAUAUAUUCUUUUUUCAUCAUAUAUGCCAAGUUGGGGGGGGAAUUUCUUAUGAGAGACUCUGAUUCUUUAUAGCAAUUUCCGGGUAAAGAAGGUAUGCUCCAGCUGAUGUAUAGAUAGAGACUUGUAUUCCUAGAAGAAGAAAAAAUCUCAUCAAAGUGAAAAGUAAAUCAUGGUUGUUUUACUUUUAAAAUAAAUUAGUACUGUAUUUUUAAGGUUCAUGGUA